AUGAAAAAUGUCAGUAUGAUUACUGAGUUUGUCCUCCUGGGAUUAUCCAGUGACCCCCAGAUCCAGACCAUGCUCUUCGUGCUGUUCCUGGGGAUUUACCUCCUGACCCUGGUGGGGAAUCUGGUGAUGAUCCUGGUGAUCAGGGUUGAUCCCCGCCUCCACACACCCAUGUACUUCUUCCUUGGACACCUAUCCUUCCUGGAUCUCAGUUUCUCCUCAGUCACUGUGCCCAAGAUGCUACAGAACUUCUUAUCUCAGAAUAAAAGCAUCUCAGUGUGGGGGUGCAUCACUCAGAGCUUCUUUUUCACUCUCUCUGGGGGGACAGAAGCUUGUCUGCUCUCUGCCAUGGCCUAUGACCGCUAUGCUGCUAUCUGCCACCCUCUGGUCUACACCAUGGUCAUAAACAGACCUCUCUGUAUUGUGAUUGUGAGCAUAGCGUGGGCAGUGGGAUUUCUGAUUUCCUUGCUGAAUAGUCUCUUCAUCCACAAGUUGUAUUUCUGCGGGUCCAACAUCAUCCUCCACUUUAGCUGUGAGCUACCUCCUCUCUUUCCUCUGUCCUGUACCGAUCCCAUUGUCAAUGAGAUUCUUCUUGCGUUGUCCUGUGCAUUUCUAGGGCUGCUGACACUUCCCCUGAUCCUCUUCUCUUACUCCAGAAUAAUUUGUGCCAUUCUGAACAUCCGCUCCUCUGAGGGCCAAGCCAAAGCCUUCUCCACCUGCUCCUCGCACCUCACCGUGGUGCUCUUGUUCUAUGGGACGGCUCUAUUCAGGUACAUCAGCCCUGCUUCAGGCUCAGUGUUGGAGCGUGUGGUCUCCAUUCAGUACAGUGUGAUCACAUCCUUGCUGAACCCCCUCAUCUACAGCCUCAAGAACCAGGAGGUGAAGGCUGCUCUGCAGAGGAUGCUGAAGCAACAAAAGUGUGCCUCAUGCGAUUGUCUGACAUACAACGAUCGGUUAUUAAAUGUCGGGGUAAUUAAUGAACCCGUGUGCAAAGAACCCCGUGGGAGGCCGAGGGCCAGGACCGAAAAUGGUCAGUCAGGGAGGGGGCGCGGGUGGGCGGCCACCGUAGGCGGGAUCCGGCGUCCCAGGGCGGCGGGCGCGGAGGUCCCCGGCUCUACCGGCCUGAGCGAUGGGGGGCGUGGGGGCCACGCGGGCGGGGAUUUCCUGUGCCCGCCCCACCCGCGCCCGCCCGGCCGCCGUCUCCGCCCGUCGCUGGCUCAGCAGCCGGCGGCUCCGACGAAGCGGAGGGCGGAGGGGAGGGGCCGGCGGCGCCCAGGAGGGAGGCACGGGCCGCAGGCCAAGCCGACCGGGGUGAGUGGGGCCGAGCCGCAGUUAGUCGCGGCUGGAGGGAGGGACGCCCGGCUUCCCGGGAAGGCGGGUGGGGGCCCAGUCACCCACGGGGCGGGGAGGAGGAUCGACGCGGCCUCCGGUCGCUGCCUUAACCGGGGGGUUGGCCCCACUGACAUUCUGUGUCCGGCCUUCGCCCAGGCUUCCCCGUCCCUAGCGUCGCUGUCAGGCCCCGCGGUUCCCGCCGCUGUCACUCGGGCACAGGUUACCCCGUGGCUCCUUUCUCUUGACUUGCUCUUGCCCCAGUUCACGGGAAACCUGUUUUCUGACCUCACUUCCCCUGCCCCGGCUCAGCCUCUCGGAUUCUCUGAAAUCUGA
Messenger RNA from Lynx canadensis (Canada lynx), 1662 nucleotides. Its product is annotated as olfactory receptor 8S1-like. Bases 1 to 1662 code for a protein of 553 amino acids. Lineage: Eukaryota; Metazoa; Chordata; Mammalia; Carnivora; Felidae. Gene Ontology annotation, molecular function: olfactory receptor activity; G protein-coupled receptor activity. The transcript has 3 exons. Gene Ontology annotation, biological process: G protein-coupled receptor signaling pathway. The record is from RefSeq and is a predicted model, not a curated record. Gene Ontology annotation, cellular component: membrane.